AUGCUGCUGCAAUUGAACGAAGAUGUCGUGUCGCAUAUUAUAUCCUAUCUCUCAAUUCGAGAUUCACUUAACCUCUCAGUCGCUGCCCGUGGGAUUCAUCUUGUCGCAAGACAACAUGCCUACUCCGUGGUCGAGAUAGAUGAUUUGACACCCACGGGAGACCAGGUUUACCAGUUCUGCCUUCACAUGCUCGACGAUAUUCCUGGUCGCUUACAUUGGCUGCGCGGCCUCACGAUCGCUUUCAGACAUCCUAAUCGAACCAGUGUUGCCACAUUGGACAACUUUCGUUGUACUUUACAACGUUUGGCGAAUCUCAUAGAAUGCGCGGAAGGAACCCUGCAAUCUCUCUCACUCACUCCUAUCGAAGUCCUCGUGGAACUUGAACCCCAAAUUUUCACUGCAAUUCGUAACGUUCGUUAUCUUCGCAAGCUCGAGCUAGACAGCAUCGGGACACGCGCUCUGGGGCUUGUGCGGCAAUUGCGUAGCCGCCCCCGGACCCUUAUCCUUCACGCCGAAGACCGUGGAACAAUCAGCACUGCUCUUCUCCUUAACAGCAUUGGCGACAUGUCGAAUUUGCGCACGUUCUCCGUAUGUGACUCCCUUGUCGGACGCAGGAAUGCAAUUCCUGUUGUUCCCUUCUCCGGCGGAGUGUGGCCUGGAGUUGAUAAUCUUACUGUUAUCUCUUAUUGGGGGAUAUCCAAGUCCACCUGCGUGCGCGCAUUCCCCGGUAUACGCACUCUUCAACUAUGGGUAUAUCGUGAGGAGCCGGAGCCCCAGGCUAUAGUCGACGAUGCAUGCUGGUCAUAUCUAGACUGUCUGCAAGUGUUUCCAUUCUCGUUCCGCUAUUGGAAUAUUAUUUGCCCCACGCACUUUGUCUCUAUCGAGUCAAUCCUCGGGUUCUCUCUGAGGUUCACCCCCGCUAGCUCCCGGGAUGCCGUUGAUGCGAGCGACAAAGUCGAUGCAAAGCUUAUUGUGCAUAGCACAUCACCUGUCGCUCUCAACCUGGGAACUGUCGCAGAUUUGGAAUUCACCCCGCGACUCUGGAUGGAUCUAGUCGCAGUUGCACCAAGGUUGCGCUGCCUACAACUAGAGCUGCAGUUGAUGCGCGAAGGUAGAGAUGCUCUCCCCGAACUUAUCGCGGUCUUGCACCAGAUCCUUCCGAUUAUCUCUCAGCUGAAGAAUCUUUACCACAUUGAACUAUGCAUCAACAGCGCUGUCGUCAAUAACUUCUCCGUGCUUCCAGAUCGCAAGCUUGUUUCUCCAACGAGAUUCUCAUUGGGACCAGACUCUACAAAAUUAAGGGUUGCAGAAAAACUCGCGGGAGCCCUCAUUGAACACCUCCCUUCUGUCCAUUGGCUGUCUGUCGGCUUCGGUUUUAGAGGUCAGAUGUUUCAGGAUCGGCGAUUUGACCCGUUCCACGGCACAUUCUGGUGGUGGAACGUCGAAAAUGAUGGAAAAGAACGAAAGCUCCAUCCAAUGUCUACCUUCACAGGGGAGCGCAUCAGAGGGUACCUUUGCUCGCCGGAAUAUGACUAUCGUACAGAUCCCCUCGCAUCUUCGUUGAUUGAAUUCGCUGUCUCGGUUCGCUAUCCCGUGUCUCUACACAACCAGAUACAAGCUCGAUGA
Messenger RNA from Fibroporia radiculosa, 1626 nucleotides. RefSeq lists its product as uncharacterized. The transcript has 3 exons. The record is from RefSeq and is a predicted model, not a curated record. NCBI's taxonomy places the organism in Eukaryota, Fungi, Basidiomycota, Agaricomycetes, Polyporales, Fibroporiaceae. Bases 1 to 1626 code for a protein of 541 amino acids.